UUUUCACUUAUACUAAUUUGUAUUUCCUGCUUUUUCAUUAAUGCUUGAGUUAGUCUAAUUAUUUAUUGGUUUAUAACAGAUUUUAAACGAGUUAAAACUCAUUGAUUUGAGUGACUCUCGAAACUUGAUUGAGAUUCCGAACCUAAGUGGAGCCCCAAAUCUUAAGCAAUUAAUUCUUCGAUGUUGUACAGGACUAUAUAAGAUUCAUGCAUCUAUUGGAGAUCUCAAACGGCUUAUUCGAUUGGAUUUGAAUGGUUGCAAAUGUCUCGAAAGCCUUCCUCACAAGAUCAGCUUGAAGCUCUUGAAUUUUUCGAUCUUGGUGGUUGUUCAAAAUUGAAGAAGUUUCCAGAGAUUGUGAAAAAUAUGUCACGUUUGUCAAAACUUUGUUUAAGUGAGAUUGCUAUAAAAGAUCCAUCAUUAUUAGUGGAACGCUCAACUGGCCUUAUAGACUUGGAUCUAAGAGAUUGCAAAAACCUUUCAAGUCUUCCUAUUUCAAUUUGUAGUUUGACGUCUUUAAAAACUCUCAUUAUAUCUGACUGCUCAAAACUUGACAAAUUGCCAGAGAACUUGGGAAAUAUUGAAGGCCUAGAGGAGCUAGAUGGGAGUAGAACUGCUAUAAAAGAGUUACUUUCGUCCAUGGUUCUCUUAAAAAAUCUCCAAAAUCUCUCUCUACGUGGAUGUAAUUUUCUAUCAUCUAAACCAUCAAAUAAGCUCCUCAUCUCAAUGCUUGCUCUAUCAGGCUUGUCCUCUUUGACCUAUAUGAAUCUAAGUUAUUGCAAUCUACAGGCAGUCCCUGAUGUUAUUGGUUGUUUGUCCUCUUUAACAAAUUUAAAUCUAAAGGGAAAUAAUUUCGUUUCCCUUCCUGAAGAUAUCAUUCAACUAUCUAAACUAGAUUCUCUUUAUUUGAGUGGUUGCACUAAUCUACGGUCACUGCCACAGCUUCCAUUAAGUAUUGAUUAUUUGGGGGCAGAAGGUUGUACCUCACUCGAAACAUUACCCUUAAGACUAGAAGAAGAUUUUCAUCCUCAUCUUUAUCUUCUUAACUGCUUCAAAUUAAAUGACAAUCAAGAUUACGGUGGCAUGUUCUUAACAAUGCUGAGACGUUACAUUCAGAGACCAGAUUUAGGUCUCCAAAAUAUUCUUAUACCUGGAAGUAGAAUUCCAAAAUGGUUUAGCCAUCAAAGUGACGGGCCUUCAUUGAAUCUGCAAGAGCCUCCAGGUUUUAUAGGAAUUGCUCUGUGUGUUGUUUUUGUACCCUGUGAGCAUUAUCCACUCCAACAUCCUCCGGAAAGUUCAAAAAAUCAUCCGGUUACUCAUUUUAUUAAUUUUCUCUGUAAUGUUAAUGGAUAUAAAGUUCCAGAUUACUUAAGUUUUGGUUUUUCCGAGCAAUCUAGUAAGAUUGAUUCAAAUCACCUUUGGAUAAAAUAUUUUUCUAUGGAAGGGCUAUGGGACAAGAUAUUGAGUCAAGUCGAUGCUAAUGAUCAAUUGAGUCAGGUUGAUGUUGGAAUUGAAAUUGAAGGUACAGGCUUGGAGGUGACGAGAUGCGGGGCUCGUUUGGUAUAUGAGCAAGACAUUGAAGAUCUCAAACAAAAUAUGGCUGGUUCUUGCAAUUGUAGCACCACUCCUUAUGAGGAUAAUUUAGACGAUUUAGCAAAAGAUACCAUAAUUAAGCGAAGUCAUGAUGACCAUGAUGGGGAUGAGGAUGGACCUAGUGGAGAAGUUACCUAUAAUGAGGUAGAUGUUCCACACCCAAAGAGGAUAUGGCUCCCUGAUUUAAUUGAAAGAUUCAUUCCACAUUUGGGAAAUUGGAUUGGGAAUUCAAGCACACAAGAACAAGGUGACUCUAAUUGCGAGGAAGAGAAAUUUCAGUGAAAUUGGUAGCUUUGAUGAAUUUGCAAGGCUGAUACACUAUU
Messenger RNA from Quercus robur (English oak), 1913 nucleotides. RefSeq names its product disease resistance-like protein DSC1. Lineage: Eukaryota; Viridiplantae; Streptophyta; Magnoliopsida; Fagales; Fagaceae. Gene Ontology annotation, molecular function: protein binding. The transcript is spliced from 2 exons. Bases 262 to 1872 code for a protein of 536 amino acids. The record is from RefSeq and is a predicted model, not a curated record.